GGCGCGGCCGCUCUGGGCGGGGGAGGGUUUGAUCUCGCUGCUCGCGAGUCCGCCCGGCCCCUCCGCUUCCGGUUCCGCCGCCGCCCCCGCAGCGGUGUUUUAAGGAACUGGAACCAUGACGGACUCCAAAUACUUCACGACCAAUAAAAAAGGAGAGAUUUUUGAACUGAAGGCUGAACUCAACAAUGAAAAGAAAGAGAAGAGGAAAGAAGCUGUCAAGAAGGUUAUUGCAGCCAUGACUGUGGGGAAGGAUGUCAGCUCUCUGUUCCCUGAUGUUGUCAACUGCAUGCAGACUGACAACCUGGAGCUGAAGAAGCUGGUCUACCUGUACCUGAUGAACUAUGCCAAAAGCCAGCCAGACAUGGCCAUCAUGGCUGUCAACAGCUUUGUGAAGGACUGCGAGGACCCAAACCCGCUGAUCCGGGCGCUGGCCGUGCGCACCAUGGGCUGCAUCCGCGUGGACAAGAUCACCGAGUACCUGUGCGAGCCCCUGCGCAAGUGCCUCAAGGACGAGGACCCCUACGUGAGGAAAACCGCCGCCGUCUGCGUGGCCAAGCUGCACGACAUCAACGCCCAGAUGGUGGAGGACCAGGGCUUCCUGGAUUCCCUGCGGGACCUGAUUGCAGACUCCAAUCCCAUGGUGGUGGCGAACGCCGUGGCCGCCCUGUCGGAGAUCAGCGAGUCCCACCCCAACAGCAACCUGCUGGAUCUGAACCCUCAGAACAUCAACAAGCUGCUGACAGCUUUAAACGAGUGCACGGAGUGGGGCCAGAUCUUCAUCCUGGACUGCCUGUCCAACUACAACCCCAAGGAUGACCGGGAAGCUCAGAGCAUCUGUGAGCGGGUGACCCCCCGGCUGUCUCACGCCAACUCGGCAGUGGUGCUGUCAGCAGUGAAGGUCCUGAUGAAGUUCCUGGAGCUCCUUCCCAAGGACUCUGACUAUUACAACAUGCUGCUGAAGAAACUGGCCCCUCCUCUGGUGACCCUGCUGUCUGGAGAGCCUGAAGUUCAGUAUGUUGCCCUGAGGAACAUCAACUUGAUUGUGCAGAAGAGGCCUGAAAUCCUGAAGCAGGAGAUCAAAGUGUUCUUUGUGAAGUACAACGACCCCAUCUACGUCAAACUGGAGAAACUGGACAUCAUGAUCCGCCUGGCCUCCCAAGCAAACAUUGCCCAGGUCCUGGCAGAGCUGAAGGAAUACGCCACCGAGGUGGACGUGGACUUCGUGCGCAAGGCCGUGCGUGCCAUCGGCCGCUGUGCCAUCAAGGUGGAGCAAUCUGCAGAGCGCUGUGUGAGCACACUGCUGGACCUCAUCCAGACCAAGGUCAACUACGUGGUGCAGGAGGCCAUCGUGGUCAUCAGGGACAUCUUCCGCAAGUACCCCAACAAGUACGAGAGCAUCAUUGCCACUCUGUGUGAGAACCUGGAUUCCCUGGAUGAGCCAGAUGCCAGAGCUGCCAUGAUCUGGAUCGUGGGUGAAUAUGCUGAAAGAAUUGACAAUGCAGAUGAGCUGCUGGAGAGUUUCCUGGAGGGUUUCCAUGAUGAAAGUACCCAGGUGCAGCUCACCCUCCUGACGGCGAUAGUGAAGCUGUUCUUGAAAAAGCCUUCUGAGACACAGGAGCUGGUGCAGCAGGUCCUCAGCCUGGCCACGCAGGAUUCUGACAACCCAGACCUGCGGGAUCGCGGCUACAUCUACUGGCGCCUGCUUUCCACGGAUCCAGUGACUGCCAAGGAAGUGGUGCUCUCAGAAAAGCCACUCAUCUCUGAGGAGACUGAUCUGAUUGAGCCAACCCUGCUGGAUGAGCUCAUCUGCCACAUUGGGUCUCUGGCUUCUGUGUACCACAAACCCCCCAACGCUUUCGUGGAGGGGAGCCACGGCAUCCACCGCAAGCACCUGCCCAUCCACCACGGCAGCACUGAUGCUGGUGACAGCCCCGUGGGCACCACGACCAUCACAAACCUGGAGCAGCCACAGGUCAUCCCAACCCAGGGUGACCUCCUGGGGGACCUCCUCAACCUGGACCUGGGGCCCCCUGUGAAUGUGCCCCAAGUGACCCCCAUGCAAAUGGGUGCUGUGGACCUCCUGGGAGGAGGACUGGACAGCUUGCUUGGCAGUGACCUUGGCGGGGGCAUUGGAGGAAGCCCGGCAGUGGGACAGACUUACAUUCCCACCUGUGUGCCAACCACCUUUGCCCCUUCUCCCACCCCGGCAGUGGUCACCGCUGGACUCAACGAUCUCUUCGAGCUCUCGGCUGGCAUAGGGAUGGCUCCUGGAGGAUAUGUGGCUCCCAAGUCUGUUUGGCUGCCUGCAGUGAAGGCUAAAGGAUUGGAGAUCUCAGGCACAUUCAGCCACAGGCAGGGACACAUCUACAUGGAGAUGAACUUUACCAAUAAGGCUUUGCAGCACAUGACUGACUUUGCCAUUCAGUUCAAUAAAAACAGCUUUGGGGUCAUCCCAAGCACCCCCCUGGCCAUUCACACACCUCUGAUGCCAAACCAAAGUAUUGAUGUCUCCCUGCCCCUCAACACUCUGGGACCAGUCAUGAAAAUGGAGCCUCUGAACAACCUCCAGGUGGCUGUGAAGAACAACAUUGAUGUAUUUUACUUCAGCUGCCUAAUCCCUCUCAACGUGCUUUUCGUAGAGGAUGGCAAAAUGGAGCGCCAGGUCUUCCUUGCAACAUGGAAGGAUAUUCCAAACGAAAAUGAGCUUCAAUUCCAGAUUAAAGAAUGUCACCUGAAUGCUGACACUGUCUCCAGCAAGCUGCAGAACAACAAUGUCUACACCAUUGCCAAGAGGAACGUGGAGGGGCAGGACAUGCUCUACCAGUCCCUCAAACUCACCAACGGCAUCUGGAUCCUGGCGGAGCUGCGCAUCCAGCCCGGGAACCCCAACUACACGCUCUCCCUGAAAUGCCGAGCUCCAGAAGUGUCCCAGUACAUCUACCAGGCCUACGAUGCCAUCUUGAAAAACUAACAGGAGAUGGAGCCUGUGCCUCACCCUGCAGAAGGAGGGGGGAAAAAGGGGUCCCCAGAGCCUCCUUCACCGCCAGCGCGGGGGAAAAGCACUCGUAACUGGAAGCAGCUGUAUUCAUGUGUAGGAUUUCAGUCAAAGGCACUGAUUAAACAAGGUAGCAAUUAGUAUCCACGUGCUAACGAUGAUAGGGAACAAACCCCUUUGGUAUUUUUAGCGUCCAUGGAGUUUGUAACCACUGCUUCAAACUACUCCCGUGUCCCCCUCGCCCCUCACUCAUCCGUUCUCGUGGGCUUCUCUCCAUUUUGUGCCAAUGUUCAGUGUUUUCUAAAUGGCUUUAGGUGUAGUUUGGAUUUUGUAAAAUAACCGCUCAUUGGAAAAACAGAAAAACGCCGAGCAAAAACCACACGUCCGCUCAUUAAAACAAGGCAAAAGUGUCGAAAACGUAA
Molecule: messenger RNA, 3417 nt
Organism: Prinia subflava (tawny-flanked prinia)
Lineage: Eukaryota; Metazoa; Chordata; Aves; Passeriformes; Cisticolidae
Gene: AP2B1
Product: adaptor related protein complex 2 subunit beta 1
Exons: 22
Coding region: 116-2971 (951 amino acids)
Biological process (GO): intracellular protein transport; vesicle-mediated transport
Cellular component (GO): clathrin adaptor complex; membrane coat
Molecular function (GO): clathrin binding
Source: RefSeq, a predicted model, not a curated record